CGAGCAGAUCUGAAGUUGUUAAAGCUGUUGCUAAAAUCAAAAAACGUGCAUUGGAGACUGGGAAAAAGCCAACUCAGCUUAUCCAAGAUAAUAUGAAUAGUAUUCCUGAAGAAGUCAGACCAUAUAUGCCAAUGCUCAGUGCCCUUCACAGAGUGGUAACUCAUGCUCGAAAAAAUGAAGAAUUACAAGAACCACAAAAGUUUGCUGAAGAUAACGAUCUUCAAUUAAUGCCUACUCGAAUUAUUACUAACUUCAAGUUGGCACCUAUCAAUGCAUCUCAUUAUGAAUUCCUAAAUGCAGUUCAAAAAGCUCAAGAAAUUCCUGUCACAUUUGAAAUUCUGAAGGUAAUUAUGCCUUCAGAAGCAAGUAAUAUAACUCAAUGGUUCGAGGAAUAUUAUGUUCUUGGAAAAUCUAUUUAUGAUUCGAUUGAGCUAGGCAUUCCAAGAACACAGAAUGUUGUAGAGGUCUGGCACCACUGUUGGAAGACAUUAGUUAGAGAAUUAAAU
This is a messenger RNA of Cetraspora pellucida, 506 nucleotides long. The record is from the annotation of a GenBank genome assembly. NCBI's taxonomy places the organism in Eukaryota, Fungi, Glomeromycota, Glomeromycetes, Diversisporales, Gigasporaceae.